Durusdinium trenchii is the source of this 2117-nucleotide messenger RNA. The record is from the annotation of a GenBank genome assembly. NCBI's taxonomy places the organism in Eukaryota, Dinophyceae, Suessiales, Symbiodiniaceae.
GCUAUUCACCGAGAUUCAUUUGCAGACUGCAUGGCUAGCUGAUGGCUAGCUGAUGGCGAACGAGCAUGCGGAUGAGCAUGCGGAUGAGGGCGAGGCUAAGAUGGUGGAUCUCGAGCUGGUAGGCAUCAACGGCGAGAGCUUCCCUGUCCAUGUGCCACUCUGGUCGCGAGGCUACGAGAUCCGACGCAUGGUCAGUGACCGAACCAUGGCCAAGCCAGGUGCCUCGAUCUCUUUGUUGCAUCAGAAGUUCGAGCUAUCUAUGGCAAAGAGCUUGCAGGAGCAAAGCAUUCCUUUGGGAGCUAACAUCUCCUACUUGUUCCUCCCAACCAACGUGUUCUCCGCUUGGAAGUUCUUGAACGGUUUCAUGGUCGAUGAGCGGGAGUGCGCCUUGGAAGGUGUCACUCAGAUUGAAGGCGCCACCGACGCCGUGAUCUUCCCCAAGUCCUUAGCGAAGUUGACCAUCCGUCAGGACUCCAACCAGAGCUUGGAGAUCUUUGAUCUUCCAAAACAUUUGCGGGAGCUCGUCAUCCACCGCGCGAAGGACUUCAGCUUGGAGGGUCUUCAUUUGCCAGAAGGUCUUGAGAAGCUGGUCUUAGGAAAGCAGCUGGAGAAGGGCUACGAGCAUUUGAAGCUUCCAAGGAGCCUUCGGAGUUUGAGUUUUGACUCUUACUUUGACCAGAGCUUGGAGCGGAUGGAACUUCCCAACCGAUUGCAGUGCUUAAACUUCGGCGUCCACUUCAACCAGAUCUUAGCGCCGGAAAGCCUGCCAAGGGCCCUCAAAAGUCUGACCUUUGGGGAUACGUUCAAUCAGAGCUUGGAUGACCUCCAGUUCCCAGAGACCUUGGAACUGCUCUGUUUGGGCCGAAGGUUCUUUCAGCCAUUGCAGAAAGUGAGGUUCCCUCAAGGCUUGAAAUACUUGAGCAUUGACAACCAUGUGAAGGAUGGAUUGGACUCGGUGCAUUUGCCGAGAGGUCUUGAAACGUUGAUCCUUGGAGGUUUCUUUGACCAAAAGCUGGACAAUGUGCGAUGGCCAAGCCGACUUCACACGUUGAAGUUCGGCAACGAUUUCAACCAGCCGAUGGAAGAGGUGCAACUUCCUGAGAGUCUUCAUACCUUAAGUUUCGGACUGAGCUUUAAUCGGAGCUUCAAGCUGUCAAGCCAGCUGGUGAUCUUUUCAUUGGGUGAUUACUUCGUUCAAGAUUUGACCGCCGUGCACCUUCCAGAGACCUUGCGGGAGCUGACGCUGCCCAGGAAUUUUGAUGAGCGACUCGAUUUGUUGAACUUGCCGGAGAACCUCGAGUCAUUGACCUUGGGGAAAAUGUUCAACCAGAGUGUCGAUGGCCUGGAACUUCCGCGAAAGCUGAAGACCUUGACCUUCGGUUACAUGUUCAACCGGCGAAUGGAUCGAAUUCUGCUGCCGCUGGAUCUGAAGAGCUUGACCUUCGGAGUGAGCUUUCAUGAGAAUCUGGAUCGGGUGCGUUUUCCAUCCAGCCUUCAACAUUUACAGUUGGGCCUCAGCUUCGACUUGGAUUUGGAUCGAAUGCGUUUGCCCAGUGGUCUUCAGAGCUUGACCUUGUCUUCUCCGGUGAACAACAGGUUCAGCAACAUGGACUUUCCCCGUGACUUGCAGACACUGAACUUGAUCAUUGGAUUUGAUCAUCCUCUUGAUCGGGUGGACCUGCCGCCCAAUCUCAUUUGCUUGAAUCUGGGAAACGCCUUUGAUCAAGCCAUGGAACAUGUCAGGCUACCCGACUCUCUCCAAAGCUUGAACAUUGGCAAUCGCUUCAAUCACAGCUUGGAAGGCCUGGUCUUCCCAAAGUCCCUGCGGAGCUUGAACAUAGGCACUGGCUUUCAGCAAAGCUUCGAGCGCUGUAACCUUCCCAGUGGUCUCCAGAGGCUAUGUUGCAGAGGGCUGAUGGUUAGCUGCACAUAGGUGUACAGAAGGUAGUAGGUACAGUACCAUAUGUUUUAAUACAGUAGUCUGCUGAGCUGCACUGACAGUAAGCUGCUCAUCGUUUCACUCCAAGAACACAAACCCUUGGCUGCACACAAGCCACGUGUGUUUUUGCAAUGCGCUUACAAAACGAGUGUUUUCACAUCAAAGACUCAAAGACACA